GCCAGUCCUUAAAACGGGACUUUCGACUACGGGGGCUCGGCGUCCCUGACACCCCCCUCCCCCUGUUGCCCCUGUCCGCGCCCUCCCGAGCUGUUGGGCGCCCGGCGUCCCGCGCCCGCCUGCGCCGCUCUUGCUCUCCACGCCCGGGCCAGAGGCCGAGGAAGGCGGGCGAAGUGAGGGGGCGCGGCGUGGAGAAGCCGCCGUGGCCCGGAGCGGCAUCGAGCACCUAGUACCGAGAGCCAGGGACAGCAGGAGUUUGAAGAGCGCGGCCGCGGGGGGCGGACGGCAGCGCCCGCGCCGCGCGAUGCCGGGCUGCUAAGUGUGAGCCAAGCCGGGAGGGCCCCGAACCACCUACGUCCCCCUCCCCUCUCCCAUCUUUCCGGAGCACCCAAGCCCCCUUCCCCUGAGCUCGGCGGCAGCCCCUGACGACUCCCAUCGCCCGCCGCUCCUUCCCCGCCGCCGCCACCAACCCCGAGGAGGGAUGACCCUCUCCGGCGGCGGCAGCGCCAGCGACAUGUCCGGCCAGACGGUGCUGACGGCCGAGGACGUGGACAUCGAUGUGGUGGGCGAGGGCGACGACGGGCUCGAGGAGAAGGACAGCGACGCGGGCUGCGAUAGCCCCGUGGGGCCGCCGGAGCUGCGCCUGGACGAGGCGGACGAGGUGACGCCAGCGGUACCCCACCACGGGCAGCCUCAGCCUCCGCACCAGCAGCCCCUGGCAUUGCCCAAAGAGGCGACUGGAACCGGGGCUGGGCCAGGGGGCGAGGCGGGCGCUUCCGAAGCUGACGGCUGCAAGGGUGGCGUUGGCAGCGAGGAGGGCGGCGGGAGCGGCGGCGGGCCCGGCUCGGGCAGCGGUGCGGCGGGAGGCCUGGCCCCCAGCAAGCCCAAGAACAGCCUGGUGAAGCCGCCCUACUCGUACAUCGCGCUCAUCACUAUGGCUAUCCUGCAGAGUCCGCAGAAGAAGCUGACCCUGAGCGGCAUCUGCGAGUUCAUUAGCAACCGCUUCCCUUACUACCGGGAGAAGUUCCCCGCUUGGCAGAACAGUAUCCGCCACAAUCUCUCGCUCAACGACUGCUUUGUCAAGAUCCCCCGCGAGCCGGGCAACCCGGGCAAGGGCAACUACUGGACCCUGGACCCGCAGUCCGAGGACAUGUUCGACAACGGCAGCUUCCUGCGGCGCCGGAAACGCUUCAAGCGCCACCAGCAGGAGCACCUGCGCGAGCAGACGGCGCUCAUGAUGCAGAGCUUCGGCGCUUAUAGCCUGGCGGCGGCAGCAGGAGCCGCGGGGCCCUACGGCCGCCCCUACGGCCUGCACCCCGCGGCCGCGGCUGGCGCCUACUCUCACCCGGCUGCUGCGGCGGCAGCGGCUGCGGCCGCGGCGCUCCAGUACCCAUACGCGUUGCCGCCAGUGGCACCCGUGCUGCCGCCUGCCGUGCCGCUGCUGCCCUCGGGCGAGCUGGGCCGCAAAGCGGCUGCCUUCGGCUCGCAGCUCGGCCCGGGCCUGCAGCUGCAGCUCAACAGCCUGGGCGCUGCGGCGGCCGCCGCGGGCACGGCGGGCGCUGCGGGCACCACGGCGUCACUGAUCAAGUCCGAGCCGAGCGCGCGGCCGUCGUUCAGCAUCGAAAACAUCAUUGGCGGGGGCCCGGCGGCGCCCGGGGGCUCGGCGGCGGGCGCUGGGGGCGCCGGGGUAACUGGGGGCACUGGGGGCGGUGGGGGCGGCAGCGCAGCACAGUCCUUCCUGAGGCCGCCCGGGACCGUGCAGUCCGCGGCGCUCAUGGCCACGCACCAGCCGCUGUCGCUGAGCCGGACGACGGCCACCAUCGCACCCAUCCUGAGCGUGCCGCUCUCUGGACAGUUCCUGCAGCCAGCAGCCUCGGCCGCGGCUGCUGCCGCCGCUGCAGCGCAAGCCAAAUGGCCCGCUCAAUAGGGACGUGCCGGUGGCUGGGACCGAGGGCCGGGCGGCUGCCCGGGGCGGUGGCUGCACUUCUAGUCUGCGCGCCCCGCCCCGGGCCCGGCCCCCCUGCCCAAUCCCGGACUCUGCCUCUC
Messenger RNA from Neofelis nebulosa (Clouded leopard), 2046 nucleotides. RefSeq names its product forkhead box D3 (gene FOXD3). The transcript has a single exon. Gene Ontology annotation, molecular function: DNA-binding transcription factor activity, RNA polymerase II-specific; RNA polymerase II cis-regulatory region sequence-specific DNA binding. Lineage: Eukaryota; Metazoa; Chordata; Mammalia; Carnivora; Felidae. The record is from RefSeq and is a predicted model, not a curated record. Gene Ontology annotation, biological process: cell differentiation; regulation of transcription by RNA polymerase II; anatomical structure morphogenesis. Bases 482 to 1927 code for a protein of 481 amino acids.